This is a messenger RNA of Arabidopsis lyrata subsp. lyrata, 1855 nucleotides long. RefSeq names its product CBL-interacting serine/threonine-protein kinase 11. Gene Ontology annotation, biological process: protein phosphorylation; signal transduction. Gene Ontology annotation, molecular function: protein kinase activity; ATP binding. The record is from RefSeq and is a predicted model, not a curated record. The transcript has a single exon. The coding region runs from base 285 to 1589 and encodes 434 amino acids. NCBI's taxonomy places the organism in Eukaryota, Viridiplantae, Streptophyta, Magnoliopsida, Brassicales, Brassicaceae.
AUUAUUCUAUUGAACUUAUCUUUUUUAAAAAAAGCUUCCGCGUUACACCUUAAAUUCUCCACCAUUUAAAUACCUAACCACUUCUAAAAUUCUUAUUCCAUAAAAAGUAAACACAACAAAGAAAAAACUUCCCCAACAAAAAAAAAAAAAGACAAAGAAGAAGAAUUCGCUUACGUGUUCCUCACAUCUGAAUUACGCGCAAACGAAAUCAGAUUCAAAUUCUCCGGCGAAGUCUUCCAAUUCAUCAAUCAUCAUCUCUAAAUCGAUCUCUGGCCUUAACAAUCAUGCCAGAGAUCGAGAUUAUCCCCUGCGGCGGCGACAACAACGCCGCCUUAUUCGGCAAAUACGAGCUCGGAAAGCUUCUCGGAUGCGGCGCGUUCGCCAAAGUCUUCCACGCACGUGAUCGUCGUACCGGUCAAAGCGUCGCCGUGAAAAUCCUCAACAAGAAGAAACUCCUAACAAAUCCAGCUCUCGCCAACAACAUCAAACGCGAGAUCUCAAUCAUGAGACGAUUAUCACAUCCAAACAUCGUUAGACUCCACGAAGUAAUGGCGACAAAGGCGAAGAUCUUCUUCGCGAUGGAGUUUGUUAAAGGAGGUGAAUUAUUCAACAAAAUCUCAAAACAUGGACGUCUUAGCGAAGAUCUCAGCCGUAGAUACUUCCAACAAUUAAUCUCCGCUGUCGGUUAUUGUCACGCUCGCGGUGUUUACCACCGCGAUCUCAAACCGGAGAAUCUGUUAAUAGACGAAAACGGAAACUUAAAAGUUUCCGAUUUCGGUCUUAGCGCGUUAACGGAUCAGAUCCGACCCGACGGGUUAUUACAUACUUUGUGUGGUACUCCGGCGUACGUUGCGCCGGAGAUUCUAUCUAAAAAGGGAUAUGAAGGUGCUAAAGUUGAUGUAUGGUCUUGCGGAAUCGUCUUGUUCGUUCUCGCCGCCGGUUAUUUACCGUUUAACGAUCCGAAUUUGAUGAAUAUGUACAAGAAGAUUUAUAAAGGAGAGUAUCGUUUUCCUCGUUGGAUGUCUCAAGAUCUGAAACGUUUCAUUUCUCGUCUUCUAGAUAUUAAUCCUGAGACUAGAAUCACCAUUGAUGAGAUUUUGAAAGAUCCUUGGUUUGUUAAAGGAGGUCUUAAGCAAAUCAAGUUCCAUGACGAGAUCGAUGAUUGUGAGAAAGAUCAGAAAGUGGAAGAAGCUGUGAAGAGUUUAAACGCGUUUGAUUUGAUUUCUUACUCAUCGGGAUUAGAUUUGUCUGGAUUGUUUGAUGGCUGUAGUAAUUCGGUUGGUGAAUCGGAGAGGUUUUUGUCGGAGAAGUCGCCGGAGAAACUAGCGGAGGAAGUGGAGAGGUUUGCGAGAGAGGAGAAUCUGAGGAUGAAGAAGAAGAAGGAAGAAGAGUAUGGAUUUGAAAUGGAAGGGCAAAAUGGGAAAUUUGUUAUCGGGAUUUGUAUUUCGCGGUUGAAUGAUUUGCUUGUGGUGGUGGAGGCACGGCGGAGAGGUGGUGACGGUGAUUGUUAUAAGGAGAUGUGGAAUGAUAAACUCAGGGUUCAACUUAUUCGCGGUUGCGAUCAGACGUCGCCAAACGCAGUUAUUUAAAAGAACGCUAUGGGGCUUUUGAAUCAAAACGCCAAUGGCUUUUGGUUGGUUGGAGUUGCGUUUCUAUUGUUUUCUUUUAGAUUUAUCACUGAAAAAAGAAAAAAGAAAAAUAAAAAUAUAUGUAUUUAAAUACAGUACCAAAUUGUAGGCAUCUAUUUUGUGCUUUUUGAUAAAAUGUAUAACUCACUAAUCACUAUGUACACACAAGUAUAAAAUUGCAUUUGUAGAUACUUACUCUUUUGUAUAAUGUAGAAAAUGUUCUUCUA